This is a messenger RNA of Oryzias latipes (Japanese medaka), 2651 nucleotides long. RefSeq names its product tyrosyl-tRNA synthetase 2, mitochondrial (gene yars2). Lineage: Eukaryota; Metazoa; Chordata; Actinopteri; Beloniformes; Adrianichthyidae. The record is from RefSeq and is a predicted model, not a curated record. Gene Ontology annotation, biological process: tyrosyl-tRNA aminoacylation. Gene Ontology annotation, molecular function: tyrosine-tRNA ligase activity; RNA binding; ATP binding. Gene Ontology annotation, cellular component: mitochondrion; cytosol.
AAGAAGUUCUUACUUCUUUAAUUUCUUACUUUUACUAGUUCUUACUUACUAUCAAAUAUUAAAGCACAGCCCAAACCUCAUCAGUUGUGUGGUAAUGUUGGCAAAAAAGAGGAAUACAUUCCAAUUGAUUAUUUUGUUGCUAAAAAUGCUUUUUUUUCUUGUUAUUUGUGUUAAGUACUUGAUCCGAGCUUAUGCUAGACAGUAUUUCUAACGUUUUUCAAACAAAUUAAGAUGAAAAUGGUCGGUUUGUUCUUUCCUUCAGAAAAAGCAUUAAUUGUCAGUAACACCUUUUUUUUCCUAGUCCUGCGUUUUGACGCCGCUGCAACAGGUGGCGCUCUCCUCCCGACACGCUCAGAAACGCCAUUCAGCUGCUUCUUCGUGUUCUGGUCACAUUUUCCAAGAUGGCUGCGGCCGUGGUGCGGGUCUGCGAACGCGGGCUUCUGCGGAGAAGCAGCGCUCUCCGGGCCUUUGGGUCCCCGCUUCGCCGCAGCUCCUCCGCUGGCGGCGGGCUGCUGCUUUCGUUACACAGACGUGGCGUUUUGAAGGACUCUUUCCCAGAAAAUGCGGCCCAGGACCGGCUUCCCCAACUGCUGCAGUCCACUCCUCAGACUGUUUACUGCGGCUUUGACCCCACCGCCGACAGCCUCCACGUGGGUAACCUGCUCGCUAUCAUCGGCUUACUGCACUUCCGAGGCGCCGGCCACCACGUCAUCGCCGUGCUCGGAGGGGCCACGGCGCAGAUCGGAGACCCGAGCGGGAAGACGAGCGAGCGCGAGCGGCUGUCCGUGACGAGCGUCGAGGCGAACACGCAGACAAUCAGAGAGAGCAUCCAGAGGAUUUUCACCAACCACGAGAUGUACUUCCACGACAGCGGCCGGACGCUGGGAACAGCGACGGUUCUCAACAACAUGAGCUGGUAUAAGAGCUGGGGGGUGGUGGAGUUCCUGUCGGAGGCCGGGAGACACCUCAGGAUGGGCACCAUGCUAAGCCGACACAGCGUGCAGGCCCGGCUAAAGAGCCCGGACGGGAUGAGCCUGACGGAGUUCACCUACCAGGUGUUCCAGGCCUUCGACUUUCACCACUUGAACCAAACCCGCGGCUGCAGAAUUCAGCUGGGGGGCACCGACCAGCUGGGCAACCUGAUGUCAGGCCACGAGUACAUCCAGAAGGUGAGUGGUGAGGACGUGUACGGCCUUACCAUACCGCUGGUGACCAACUCAAUGGGGGACAAGCUGGGGAAAACGGCAGGGAACGCUGUAUGGCUGAACAGAGACAAGACCUCCCCCUUUGAACUUUACCAGUUCUUCCUCAGGCAGCCUGACGCCAACGUGGAGGGGUACCUGAAGCUGUUCACCUUCCUGCCUCUGGCAGAAGUGGAGAGUCUGAUGAAGCUGCAAAGGGAAGAUCCCGGUAAACGACUCGCACACAAGCGGCUGGCUGCAGAAGUGACCAAGCUGGUUCAUGGAAAAGAGGGUCUGGAGAGCGCCAAAAGGUGUACCAAUGCACUGUAUCAUAGCAGCGUGCGGGCCUUGGAGGAAAUGAGCGAUGAGGAGCUCCAGGAGCUCUUCAGGGAGGCUCCCUUCCAUGAGCUGCUGUUGGAGCCGGGCAUCUCCGUCAUCGAUGCCUGCCGUCUGGUCAGCGCCAUCCCUGAAGGUCCCAGAGGGUACCAGAUGGUUUCAGACGGAGCCGUGUGGAUCAACCACACACGGGCGGACAAACCGGAGCAGGUUCUCGUCCCCAAACUCCACGUCCUGUCCAACGGACUCACUCUGCUCAGAGUGGGCAAGAGGAACUACUACAUCAUCAAGUGGCUCGGUCUUUGAGGCUGCACCGCCCACCGCAGUGCCUGUACGCCGUAAAGGACUUACAGGCAAGGUAGGCGACUAAAGCAGACUGUAGCGGACUCAUAAUGGUGACUCUGUAAGUCCAUGUGGCCUUUGUUAAAAAUGUAAUCGUACAGACAACUUUAGUAUUUAAAGGUAUUAAAAGAUUUGUGCUUCCAGAGUUGUGUGUUAGAUGAAGCUCUAGGGGGCGCUGUUGGCUUGACAGUGGUUGAGUGAACACUGCUGCACCUCCUAUCCUGCUCUGACCCUUUGAGUAAAUAAUUGCUCACAGCUAAAUUAGAUUGCAUCAUUUCUGUCAAAAGGCUUUUGGUUCUAUUUAAAGACGACUGCGCCACUUUCAAUUUAAGCAUCAAGCUGCCCUCUAUUCUCAUUUAGGGGUGUUUAUUUUUUUUUGCAUGUGAAUAAAAAGUAAAAACUAAGAAGCUUUAUGAUAAAUCUGGAAAAAAACAGUUGACUUUAGGAUAGCAGAAAUUUAUUUUCAUCUUUAUAUGUUAUUACUUCAUAUAUAAAUAUUUUCAGUCAAUAAUUCCGAUAUAUGUACAGAUUUUGUUACGGUAAGAAAAUUUUUUAGAAUUAAAAUGUUUAUUAGGCUUUUACUAAAUCAGCUCAGUUUGGGGUCCUCUUACUGGACUUUAUCUCCAUUUAGGACCACAGGUUCAUUUAUUAGUGUCCAUUGAAAGAAUAUGAUGCAACAAUUUCAGUUUUGUUUUGGAUUUUACUCCAUUUUAAUUGUAUUUAUUAAUUUUACUGUACAUCCAAAAUGUUUAAAAUAAAUACUGAAUAUGUGUGUUUUAGAACAUAUUGGCA